AUGAUUAGCAUGAACGAGGCGGUGGAUAGGGUUAUCAGCCGCGCUCAUCCACUUCCCCAAGAAUCUGUCGCGUUCGUCGAUGCCGUCGGCCGCGUCGUGGCCGAGGAUUUCGUCGCUCCUCGUCCGCACCCGCCGUUUGCCGCGUCAGUCAUGGACGGGUACGCCGUGCGUAGUGCGGACUGCCCCGGCGUAAUGACUCUCAUAGGCGCGUCUCGGGCGGGUGCACCCAUGCGAGGCUCCGGGAACACUUCCAUCCAACCCGGACAGUGCGCGUACAUCACCACCGGGGCACCGCUCCCCCCGGGCGCCGACGCCGUGGUCCCAUCCGAGGAAUGCCGAGUGGACGGCGGCACGGUCUCGAUCGACGCUAAUGUUGACGCCGGCAAGUGGGUUCGACCCGUCGGAUUCGACAUCAAGGCUGGGGAGACGCUGGUGCCCGCCGGAUCGCUGGUGGGUGCGCACGAGGUUGGCAUCGUAGCGGCGGCGGGCGGCGGUGAGAUUUGCGUCCACCGGAAACCGAAGCUCGCGCUGCUCUCCACCGGCGACGAGCUCGCGGAGGCUGGAGAGGUGGAGCCCGACGCUUCGUCCGGCAGGAUAUACGAUGCCAACCGCCCGAUGCUCGCGGCGCUGGCCAAGACAUCCGGCGUGGACGACGUUCUGGACCUCGGUCGAGCGGUGGAUGAUCCCGGCGCCCUCGCGUCGCUCGUGGCUAGGGCGCACGCGGAGGGAUGCGACGUGCUCGUCACGUCCGGGGGGGUGUCCGAGGGGGACAGGGAUUACCUCAAGGAGGUUUUGCUCGGAGAGCACGGAGGUGGCAUCGAAGGUGAGGUGCACUUCGGGAGGGUGAUGAUGAAACCGGGGAAGCCGCUGACUUUCGCCGAGGUGCAAUCGAAAACAGACUGCGGCGGGAACAAGAUGCUCGUUUUCGCCCUGCCCGGGAAUCCGGUCAGCGCAGCGGUGACCUUCCACCUUGUCGUUGUGCCGACUUUACGGCGGAUGAUGGGUUGGCGCGAUCCGAGGCUGCGGCGGGUCCACGUGGUCGUCUCUUCAGAUUUGAAGCUCGACCCGGAGAGACCGGAGUACCAUCGCGCGACGCUGGACUGGCAAGAGCAUACACGUCAUCUACCAGCAGCGCACAGCACGGGCAAGCAAGUGAGCUCGAGGCUGACUAGCAUGAGGGGCGCGGAGGUGCUCAUGGAGCUUCCAAGGGGUCCCGGGAUGGUGGCAAAGGGGACAGUGGUUUCAGCGCUCGUCAUCGGAAACUUAUCUUCAGCGAGCGUGCAGCUCCCGGCUAUCUCGCCGGAGGUGGUGCGAUGA
This is a messenger RNA of Micromonas commoda, 1317 nucleotides long. RefSeq names its product molybdenum cofactor biosynthesis protein CNX1E (gene CNX1E). Gene Ontology annotation, cellular component: cytoplasm; cytosol. Gene Ontology annotation, molecular function: molybdopterin molybdotransferase activity. Lineage: Eukaryota; Viridiplantae; Chlorophyta; Mamiellophyceae; Mamiellales; Mamiellaceae. The coding region runs from base 1 to 1317 and encodes 438 amino acids. Gene Ontology annotation, biological process: molybdenum incorporation into molybdenum-molybdopterin complex; Mo-molybdopterin cofactor biosynthetic process. The record is from RefSeq and is a predicted model, not a curated record. The transcript is spliced from 2 exons.